AUGCUCCAAGCACAAGGUUUCCUUCAUUAAGCAACUCGUAUUGUAGAAGUUAUCUGACGCCAUCAGUUGCGUUUACACAAGACCCUGCUAAAAGAUGGAUGAUGAUGACUUUGGAGGAUUUGAGGCAGCAGAGAGUUACGAGUUUGGAAAUGGUGAAAAGCAGACCACAUCACCUGCUAUUGCUUGGGCAGCAUUUCCAACAGUGCCUGAAGUCCAUAGAUCUCCUGAUAUUCUCCUGGAGCACUCUGUGCCUUCUUCCUGCCUGGUUCCUUCUGACUCCUUCAUUUUAUCAAGUGAUAAUGUGGCAACAGCUAUUCAAACAGGCAAGAGUGUGAUAAAUCCAGCUGUUCCUGAAGAAGAGAUUCAGGCAGAUAUUCCAAUUGCCUCUUCAAAUGUAAUUGAAGACAAGACUUUAGCUGAUGUUGAGAUAAAGAGAACAAAUGAACCUAAGAGCUGCCUUCAACAAGCGGUUGCAAACCUCGAAAUCAAGCUUUGCAGUGCUGAGGAAGAAAAACUAAAAAUCAAACAGGAAUUGGAAUAUUUGCUGGAAAAACAUAGUGUGCUAGAAAUGGAAUUCUUGAAGGAAAAAAAAGAAAAAGUGCUUCCACAUCAAGAUCAUUACAAGACACUCCAGGAAAAGCAUAAGCAGGAAUUAGAAGACAUGAGAAAAGCUGGACAUGAAGCCCUAACUAUUAUUGUUGAAGAAUUCAAGGCACUGCUAGAAUCUACAGUUCAGCAGCAAGAAGCAGCUAUUGAAAAGCAGUAUAUAUUAACCAUUGAAAAGCAUUCUCGCAAAUGUGAAGACCUCCUUGAUGCUCAGCAUCAGCGACUUCUCGACAUUUUAGAAGCAGAAAAGGAAGUAUUAUCACAAAAGCUAGAAGAAGCUAUGAUGCAGCAGUCGGAAAAGCACAAGGAAGUGCUGGACAAAUGUUUGGAUGAGGAAAGAUGGAGAAGCAAGGAGGCUCUGGCAGCUGCUGCAAAGGCUGAAAAUGAAGUAGUGCAGGAAGCUGUUCUGAAAGCAGUAAAGGAGGAGAGGAGAAAUAUGGAGAAGAUUCAUGCAGAAGAAAGAAAACUGUGGGAAGCAGAACGUGAUAGUCAUAGAGAGAAGAUUGCCCAGGCUGUUUCAGAAGCCAUGGAAGAGCAAAGAAAGCAGAAUCAGGAAAUUGUCAAGAAAGCAUUAAUGGAGGAGCAGAAACGAAGUGAAAAGGCAAUCGAAGAAGCAGUAAAAAGAACAAGAGAGGAACUGAUGGAAUAUAUUAAAGAGCAGAAGAGGCUUGAUGAAGUUGUCCGUCAGAGAAAUCUGCAUAGUUUGGAACUUUUCCUUUCAUGCGCACAGAAACAGUUAAACGUUUUAUUAAAGGAAGAGUCAACCCCAGAGGAAAACAGAGACUGACAUUCUCAGUGCUGAUGAUACAGUGUGACUUGUGAAGCUGCAAAUCUCCAUCUAGCAAAUGAUGAAUAUAUUCCAAUCUUUUUGGAUUGUAUCAUUGAGUCAAGAUUGAUCUGAAAUGCUUGAUAGAAAUGUUUGUGGAUGAUGUUCUUCUAUUUAUUUAUUUAUUUCACUACUAUAAUCAGAUAGCAAAUAUGAGAGGGAAAAAAAUCCUUGGAAAAUAAUUUGUUUUAUUUAGGAUUUUUAGGAUUUUGCUUUCAUUAUAUUUUCCAGUAGCCCAUGGUAGAAAUUCUAGAUAACUGCAGCAAUGACGAAAACAUUUCUCUGUUGUGUCUUUUAAAUUUGUUAACAUGAUUCACCAUUAUUUUUGAUAUUUCAAAACAUGGAGACAAACAUUUAGUUGAUUAUAGGUAUAAGUCCACCUCUAAUUCCAAAGUAAUAUUCCAAGUCCAUUGCCUCAGGAGAGCCUGAGUAGCUUAUUAUUUCUUACUGCUUUGAUGUAUAACAAUAGAAUCAGUACUGUGAUAAAUAUAGCAUUGGAUAAAAAUUCGUGAAGGAGAAUAAAGAAUUAUAUAUUAUAUUUGUAAUACUGUAAAGAUACAAAAUGUAAAAUAAUCCAGAGAUUCCUUCCCGAGUCGGACAGUAACGAUCGAUGGCGACGCUUAUCAGCAUGAAAUAAAGAGCAGGACACAGGCAAUCAAACUGGACAAUAAGAGUAGCCCGGUCGAGAUAUCCAUCUGCUCCGCACCCAAACUGGCCACUCCGCCCCGGGAGAUGCAAUCAGAAGACACUCAGAGCCAUUCGCAUGUGAAAGGACUCUGCUCCACCGACCAUUGACUCAGCUCAACAGAUCCGGGAAGUCUAUUCACCCACACAUCUAGACUCUUUGUUGGACUGUGCCCAUCCCGGGUUUUGCCUCAGGAUACAAAAAUCCUUAUAAAAACCCCGGACCUCAGUCCCUUCCUCGUGGAUUUGGGAAAUCUGUACCUCUGGGUACAGACCCCUGUCCACCCGGC
This is a messenger RNA of Pseudopodoces humilis (Tibetan ground-tit), 2406 nucleotides long. It is a transcript of the gene CCDC91, whose product is annotated as coiled-coil domain containing 91. NCBI's taxonomy places the organism in Eukaryota, Metazoa, Chordata, Aves, Passeriformes, Paridae. Gene Ontology annotation, cellular component: trans-Golgi network. The record is from RefSeq and is a predicted model, not a curated record. Gene Ontology annotation, biological process: Golgi to lysosome transport.